Molecule: messenger RNA, 2590 nt
Organism: Otolemur garnettii (small-eared galago)
Lineage: Eukaryota; Metazoa; Chordata; Mammalia; Primates; Galagidae
Gene: TSPAN14
Product: tetraspanin 14
Exons: 10
Coding region: 198-1010 (270 amino acids)
Biological process (GO): protein localization to plasma membrane; protein maturation; regulation of vascular endothelial growth factor signaling pathway
Cellular component (GO): membrane
Source: RefSeq, a predicted model, not a curated record
GCGCCCUCCCGCCCGGCGCUGCCGAACUUGCUCUAACUUCCUCGGCCGAGCCGGGCAGCGCCGCCACCGCCGCGCCUGGGUCCCUAUGCUGUGCCUGAAACCCUCCUGGGGUUCUGAGCAGCUGGGCAAAGAGUAGGAGUACCCAGUGCUGGGCUUGUUGGCCACCUGCCCAGUACCUUGAUUCUGCUUCUCAGAAGAUGCACUAUUAUAGAUACUCUAACGCCAAAGUCAGCUGCUGGUACAAGUAUCUCCUUUUCAGCUACAACAUCGUCUUCUGGUUGGCUGGAGUCAUCUUCCUUGGAGUCGGGCUGUGGGCAUGGAGCGAAAAGGGCGUGCUGUCCGACCUCACCAAAGUGACCCGGCUGCAUGGAAUCGACCCCGUGGUACUGGUCCUGAUGGUGGGCGUGGUGAUGUUCACACUGGGGUUCGCCGGCUGUGUGGGGGCUCUGCGGGAGAACAUCUGCCUGCUCAAGUUUUUCUGUGGUGCAAUUGUGCUCAUCUUCUUUCUGGAGCUGGCCGUGGCCGUGCUGGCCUUCCUGUUCCAAGACUGGGUGAGGGACCGGUUCCGGGAAUUUUUCGAGAGCAACAUCAGGUCCUACCGGGACGACAUCGACUUGCAGAACCUCAUUGAUUCCCUUCAGAAAGCCAACCAGUGCUGCGGGGCGUUCGGCCCUGAAGACUGGGACCUCAACGUAUACUUCAACUGCAGUGGCGCCAGCUACAGCCGUGAGAAGUGUGGGGUGCCCUUCUCCUGCUGCGUGCCGGAUCCCGCGCAAAAAGUUGUGAACACACAGUGUGGAUAUGAUGUCAGGAUUCAGCUGAAGAACAAGUGGGACGAGUCUAUCUUCACAAAAGGCUGCAUCCAGGUGCUGGAGGGCUGGCUCCCAAGGAAUAUUUACAUUGUGGCCGGUGUCUUCAUUGCCAUCUCACUGCUGCAGAUAUUUGGCAUCUUCCUGGCGAGGACCCUGAUCUCUGACAUUGAGGCGGUGAAGGCAGGCCACCACUUCUGAGGAGCAAAGCGAGCAAGCGGAGCUGAGCCAUGCCAUGGAGGCCGACACCCUUCACUGUCGCCAGCCUUGUAUUCAAGGGGGAGGAGCUGAAACACCUUCCCACGGCCAGCCCUGUCUUCGGCAUCAGUGUGAUGUGACCUCUCUGUUUCUGCUUGCUGGUCCUGAAGAUUGAGGGACCCCCUUGUUACCUACUCACACUUGGCGACUACAUCCCCACCAGGGUCUACCCAGAGACAGAGAAUGUGUCUGCGUGGUAUUGUUGACCCUGAGGGACAGACAGGGCUCAUGACCACAGGGAGUGUUUGACUUGGGCCCGGAGCCCACACAGGUCUGCAGGACACCAUCUGUUUUGGGUCAUUCACAUCUGUGGGUGGGCUUUGGGUAGAGGGGCCAGCAGGUGAGGACAAGGCUUCUUGCUCAUUAGCACCCUGGGGCCUUGCUUGUAGCUGGGAAGGAGGAAGGGGCCCUCAGGGACCUCCGAGUGCCAUCUGAGUCUGUAGUGGUAUGUGUGCAUCCUCAGCCAUGUCCACAUGAAGUAAGCCUGAGCCAGUGUGUGGACUGGUACCACGGGAGUGCCUUGCCUGCUGCCCCCAAGUCUGUCAGCCAUUCUUUUGGGGCAAGAAUCCCCAGUCUCAACAGCAUUAAGUUCUAAUGGCACCAGGCAGCGGUGGGGGUGGUGGGCAUGGCUCUCCACUGAGAGUCUGCUCUCCUUUUCUUGAAAGUGUGUAAAUAGUUUAUUUAUAGGGGUAAGAGUGUUCUCACCCAUUUCUUCAUUUCCUCCUCUUUCCUCCGGCAUUCUCCUCUGAACAGCCUUAUGUGGUGUCCACAGCUAGAGCCAUCCCAUUCAGUUCCCUUGAGUGUCCCAAGAGCCAGCCCACGACAGCUCCUCCUCCCCCUGUGGACACAUCCCCUUCCUCCAUCAACCCACAUACUUCCUCCUCCCCAGCUUGGCCUCACUGUCUUCUGUCUUGGUGCUACUGAAAUUGUCACCUAAAACUUGAAUCCUAUACUCCCUCCCCCGCCCCCACAAGGCCAGGGAACCCUAGCCAGAGGAUGGCCAGUGUGAAACCUUUGGCCAGGGCCCCUUGUGGCCACAUCCCUAGAUCUGGCCUCUUUAGCAGCCAGGCCCUGCACCCAGUUGCACCCCAUGCUUGGAAUGUUUUAUUUCUGACCUUCAUGGUGAUUCCCCUCAGUGGGAUAACUGUGGUCACUGGGCCCACCUUCCUGUUGGGGCUGUUCUGGGACUUGCUCUAGGAAAUGAAGUUGUCUUAUGUACUGAAUCGCCCCUGUGGGGAUAGCUGGGGCAUUCAUCCAUUUUUGACUGGGCUGCUUCCUGAUGCUUCCCUGUAGCUUGUACCACUUUUCUCUUUACUGUCAAGGGACUGAGUGUGACCUGCAGGUUUUUGCUGAAGUGUAUAUUCUAGUGUGGUGUAUACUGGUGACUGUUGAUGACUUUUUUUUUUUUUUUUUUUUAACAAUUCUCUGUAGGCUAGGAGAAGAAGAAUGCUUGUGUAUUUCACGGAAGUGUGAUGCUUCUCUUUGACUGCCAAACUCUUUUACGGAAUAUAUCUUUAUAUUAA